GUUUUAUGCGGUCAAUAGCCGAACCGAGGCGCGUCGGAGCAAAUGGCGAUAGUUCGUGCGAGUUCAACCCUUUGUCUCCAUGAAGCGUUCAGCAACUUGAAUAUUGCCACCCAAAUUGAUCUUCGUUAAGCAAUCAAGCUCCAAAUCAGUAUCGCCAUGUACGACUUCUCCGAGUACACGGGCCCCAGCGCGGACUGGGUCGCACUCGAGCCCACGCUCACCCCGCUGCCUAACGUGCCGGUCCUGGAAUUGAGGAGUCUAGUCAACAAGGGACGCGAAGAGCUUGCCGUCCAUGGCAUGAAAAACAUAGCUUCCCAGAUACAAACUCAAGACUACACUAUUGAAACUCGUGACGGCGCAGUCCUAGAAGCUCGCACAUAUCGCCCGUCUGGAAUCCCAGCAUCUCAGAAACUCCCGGUGUAUAUCCAUCUCCACGGUGGUGGUUAUCUCUUCGGUACCCUCUCCUCCGAAGAUGCGAUCUGCUCUCGAAUUGUCGUCUCCCGGGUGCAAAAUGACACCCCAGCCAUGGUCUUCAAUGUCAACUACCGUCAUACCCCGGAACAUGCAUUCCCUACAGCCUGGAACGAUGUCGAAGAUGCGUUCGUCUGGGUUCAUGAACAUAUCAACGAUAUCGGUGGUCUCGGCGACCAAGUCGUGGUUGGCGGAAUUUCUGCAGGAGCUCAAUUGACCGCGGCGUUGACACUCACUCAAUUGUACGGGGAUAACGAGCGUGUGAAGGCCUGUCCCAAAAUUCGAGGCCAGGUCCUCAUGAUUCCUUGCCUUGUAAUUGCGGACUACUACGCACCUCGCAAAGAGAUGCUGCGUAGUCCCGAGGUAUCUAGUUAUGUGACUUGUGCUGAAGCGCCGAUUUUGCCCGUCUCAAGGAUCAACCUCUUCAUGUCGUUGCUCGAGAUAAGUAAAUUCCCAAAUGCCGGUCGCAAUCUGCGCAUGAAUCCGGGCAAUGCUACUGCGGAGGAGGCGAAGAAUUUACCACCAACUACAUUUGGAAUUGCCGGUAACGAUCCGCUUCGCGACGAGGGUCUAUUCUUUGGGAAGCUGCUCAGUGAAAACGGUGUUCCUACUGAUAUCAAUGUCUUCCCUGGUGUGCCUCAUGGAUUUAGACGGCAUGGUGACAAGCUCGCUGCCAGCAAGAAGUGGGACGAGGUUAUGAGCGGUGGUAUUACGUGGGCGCUGAGCAAUCCUGCAGCAGGUCCUUUCGAGAUCAAGGCAGAAUAAUCUCCAGGGCAGCGAGACCUACUUUCGGGGGGUUCCAGCUAUAGUUGCAUUACAUAGCAUGGCGUUCUUUACGCAGUAAUGUCUUCUCCCUAUGUCAGAAUUUCGGGCCAGCGCUUGCGAGUGAGUAAUUGGUGUAAAUCUACGUAUUUCGACCACUAAAACAGUCUCUUUAGACAGUGGGAAAUCACACUGGCUAGUCACAGAUGCUGUCCUCCAGAAAGGUAUAAAUAGAUCGGAUCUACUUCUAGUUAUCAGGCCAAUCAUAACAAAUUGAU
Molecule: messenger RNA, 1511 nt
Organism: Penicillium brasilianum
Lineage: Eukaryota; Fungi; Ascomycota; Eurotiomycetes; Eurotiales; Aspergillaceae
Source: the annotation of a GenBank genome assembly